AUGGGUCGCAAGAAGGUUGUUGCUGAUGAUCUUUUAGCUGACAUCCCGAACAUUGUCACAGUCCAAUCUUCACUUUCCCAGUCUCAACCCAAACUGAAGCCAAAGAGGCUGAAGAAAGCCCAAGCCAAGACAACAGUGACUCAGAUCGACUCUGAGGACACCUUGUCGAUCUCAAAAAUAGCUGAGGAAAUCCAGCAUGCCCACUCCUUUGCGAUGCAAGUAGAGGUAAUGAAGAAGGAGCUAGUCCACAAGACCAAGAAGGCUGCUGGUUUGCUCAAGACCAUAAAUAAAGCCGAGGCUAAGAUGAAAACAUUGAUAGAUCAGGCCAAGGUAGCCAAACAAGCCCAAGGCGAGGCCGAGGAAAGGGCGGAGACUACUGACACUAUCGCUGAGGUCCUUAAGGCCGAGAAGAAAGAGGCUGAGGCAAAAAUGAUCGAAGCCCAAGCCGAACUCCGAGAUGCCCUGGCCACAAAAGCCGCCAAGAUCAAAGCGGCGGACGAGAAGAUAGCUACUCUGAAGGAGUUGGCUGUUCCCGAGGACUCUCCUCUUAGAGAUAUAGGCCGACUUGUGCUACCAUUUCCUCCCGCUUCAAGCCAAUCUGAGGCUAAGGCUGGGAAGGAAGAAGAAGAGGAAGAAGGAGAGGAAGUUGAAGACGAAGAGGCCAAGGAUGAGGAGGACCGGGUUUCAAAAGGUCCCUUCCCCCAAAAGACAACAUCUGAGGUGUCAAUCGCCGAGAAGAGCAUUGAUCAAACUCUACAAGAGAUUGACGCCGAGCUCAAGGCUAAGAAGGCUGUCGAGAAAAGUUCACAGUUGUCUUCUGAGGCUGAGACACAUCUUGCCGCUGACACCGAGUAG
Molecule: messenger RNA, 855 nt
Organism: Camellia sinensis
Lineage: Eukaryota; Viridiplantae; Streptophyta; Magnoliopsida; Ericales; Theaceae
Source: RefSeq, a predicted model, not a curated record